Messenger RNA from Ipomoea nil (Japanese morning glory), 2417 nucleotides. RefSeq names its product probable LRR receptor-like serine/threonine-protein kinase At1g56140. The transcript is spliced from 19 exons. The coding region runs from base 239 to 2155 and encodes 638 amino acids. NCBI's taxonomy places the organism in Eukaryota, Viridiplantae, Streptophyta, Magnoliopsida, Solanales, Convolvulaceae. The record is from RefSeq and is a predicted model, not a curated record. Gene Ontology annotation, molecular function: protein binding.
UGCCUCUUGCUUUGCUAGUACUAUUGGUGCAAUGACGUGAGGUCAACCGGACUGGGUCUACAAUGGAAAAACCAAGAAUAUUGAUUGCCAUGGCUUCAUUCGCUUGUUGCUUUCUGACAUGUUUCCAUCAGAAUCAAGUCUACCAAGCUUUUAAAAGGAGCUUUUUGGCCUUCCUCUUACACACAACCAACAACCAAUUCCAAAAAAGAAAAACAAACUUUUUGAAGGUUUUUCAGUAAUGGAGAUUCUGGGUUUCUCCUGCUUUGUGCUUGGGCUGCUGAGCACUGUUGUUGCACAGCCAUUUACAGACCCUAAAGAAGUGGUUGCAAUUAACAAGAUAAUUGAUCACUGGAAUUUGAGAAGCAAAGUGAACUUCAACAAUAUUGACCCUUGCAACAAAACUGCUGCUUGGGCACCAUCAGAAGCUAAUCCCAGGAUUGCUUGUGAUUGUUCUCCCACUACCUGCCACAUUACUCACUUGAAAAUAUAUGCUUUAGAUAUUGUUGGUGAAAUUCCUAAAGAACUGUUUAUGCUUAAAGAAAUGAUGGACUUGAAUUUGGGUCAGAAUGUAUUGAAUGGCUCAAUCCCAGCUGAAAUUGGGCAGUUAUCAAAGAUGAAAUGGCUGAGUUUAGGCAUUAACAAUUUCACUGGUCCAGUUCCUCCAGAGCUGGGAAAUCUCAGUAGUUUGCUUAGUUUAAGUUUUGGCUCAAACAAUAUGAAUGGACCCUUGCCACCCGAACUAGGAAACUUAACGACCUUGGAAGAGCUGUAUAUUGAUAGCAGCGGAGUGAGUGGGCCGAUUCCCCAAGAGCUGUCAAAAUUGAAAUCUCUCAAAGUAUUAUGGGCAACUGCUAAUGGUUUCACGGGAAAGCUUCCUGAAUUCAUUGGAAGUCUGACAGAUCUCACAGUCCUGAGACUGGAAGGAACACUUCUUGAAGGCCCUAUCCCGAACAGCUAUGGUGCUCUAACGAAGCUAGAUGACUUGAGAAUUGGCGAUCUCAGUAAUGGAGAUUCUUCUCUGAAUUUCAUAGAGAACUUGACCAGUCUUUCUAUAUUAUCGUUAAGAAAUUGCCGGUUGACUGGCCAACUUCCAGAACGGCUUAGUACCUUCUCUAAUUUGAAAAUCUUGGACUUGAGCUUCAACAACUUGACAGGUGAAAUACCAAAUUCAUAUAAAGACUUUGCCUCGUUAGAGUACUUGUAUCUUGGAAGCAAUAACUUGAUCGGGGAGUUACCUGCAAACAUCAUAAAUCCCAAGCUUAUCGCUCUAGAUAUCUCAUUCAAUCAAAUCUAUGGAACUAUACCUGCCAAUAAGUCAACUAUUUCAGUAAACGAUGUUGGCACUUCGAUCACUAGCGAAAGGUCACUUGGCAGCGUUUGCUUAAUAAAAAACUCGGUGUGCACUGAGAUAGCGUCAGCAACUUCAUUUUCAAUCGACUGCGGUGGAAAGCAAAUGGAAUCUGUAUCCGGUACUGAAUUUGAUGAUGAUUCGGAGACACUAGGCGCAGCAUCGUUCUACGUGGGCUCGAACGAUCGUUGGGGGGUGAGCAGUUCUGGAACAUUCAUUCACAACCCAAACGGACCGAAGUUUACAGCUCAGACGGAUUCUCAGAUCACAAGCACUCUCGACUCUGAGCUCUACAAAACAGCCAGGGUAUCUCCGAGCUCAUUGAGGUAUUAUGGUCUCGGGUUAAAGAAAGGCAUAUAUAGUGUUGAGCUUCAUUUUGCUGAGAUACAAAUGGACGAUUCUCGGGACUCUUGGAAAGGCCUUGGGAAGCGCAUUUUCGACGUUUACAUUCAGGGGGAAAGAGUUCUUCGAGAUUUCAAUGUUAAAGACGAGGCCGGGGGGUCUAAAAAGGCGUUGGUGAAGACAUUCAAGGCGAACGUGACAAACAACGUGUUGGACAUUCACUUCUUCUGGGCCGGGAAGGGCACUUGCUGCAUUCCCUUUCAAAGCACAUAUGGCCCUCUAGUUUCCGCUAUCCACGUUACUCAAGUGGUCAAUUUAGAUGAUUCUUCCAAGAGUCGGGACAAGAAACACGUCGGGAAGAUUCUUGGAAUCGCGCUGGGAUCUGCAGCAGGAGUACUCAUAAUUUGUUCCAUUUUCUAUGUGUGGUGGGCAAAGAAAAAAUCUCCUACCUACAAGGGAAUCUAAGUUGAUUCAACAAGAAAUAAUGGUUCUUCUCAAGGCUAUAUAUGAUCUGAAUUCUUUAGGCCAUGAAGGACCCAGUUUGAUGUUUUCUAUCAGAGGAUUUAGCAACACAUAUCAGAAUCUUAAUUGUAUAAAAAAUAGCCAAUAAGUGUUAGCUCUUACAGUCCUUGUUAAUCUUGGUCCAACUCUUUUGAAGUGUGUAAGCUGUAACUAUAUUUGGAAAUUGAAGCAUAUGUUCUAUUUCAACUAAAAGUUUAAACUGAUA